CCGGGACCGAGCUGCAGACGCACCGAGCGCCCCGCCCCUGCCCGGCCGCCCGCCCGCCGCCGCCAUGCCCUUCUCCAACAGCCACAACACGCUCAAGCUGCGCUUCCCGGCCGAGGAUGAGUUCCCCGACCUGAGCGGCCACAACAACCACAUGGCCAAGGUGCUGACCCCCGAACUGUACGCGGAGCUGCGCGCCAAGAGCACGCCGAGCGGCUUCACGCUGGACGACUCCAUCCAGACCGGCGUGGACAACCCGGGCCACCCGUACAUCAAGACGGUGGGCUGCGUGGCAGGCGACGAGGAGUCGUACGAAGUGUUCAAGGAUCUCUUCGACCCCGUCAUCGAGGACCGGCACGGCGGCUACAAGCCCAGCGAUGAGCACAAGACCGACCUCAACCCCGACAACCUGCAGGGCGGCGACGACCUGGACCCCAACUACGUGCUGAGCUCGCGGGUGCGCACGGGCCGCAGCGUUCGCGGCUUCUGCCUGCCGCCGCACUGCAGCCGCGGGGAGCGCCGCGCCGUCGAGAAGCUCGCAGUGGACGCCCUAUCCAGCCUGGACGGCGACCUGGCGGGCAGGUAUUACUCGCUUAAGAGUAUGACCGAGGCGGAGCAGCAGCAGCUCAUCGACGACCACUUCCUCUUUGACAAGCCUGUGUCACCGCUGCUGCUGGCCUCGGGCAUGGCCCGGGACUGGCCCGACGCCCGCGGCAUCUGGCACAAUGACAAUAAGACCUUCCUGGUGUGGAUCAACGAGGAGGACCACCUGCGGGUCAUCUCCAUGCAGAAAGGGGGCAACAUGAAGGAGGUGUUCACUCGCUUCUGCAACGGCCUCACCCAGAUUGAAACUCUCUUCAAGUCUAAGAACUACGAGUUCAUGUGGAAUCCUCACCUAGGCUACAUCCUCACCUGCCCGUCCAACCUGGGCACAGGGCUGCGGGCAGGUGUGCACAUCAAGCUGCCCCACCUGGGCAAGCACGAGAAGUUCUCGGAGGUGCUCAAGCGGCUGCGGCUGCAGAAGAGAGGCACGGGCGGUGUGGACACGGCUGCUGUGGGUGGGGUAUUCGACGUCUCCAAUGCUGACCGCCUGGGCUUCUCGGAGGUGGAGCUGGUGCAGAUGGUGGUGGAUGGUGUGAAGCUGCUCAUUGAGAUGGAGCAGCGGCUGGAGCAGGGCCAGGCCAUCGACGACCUCAUGCCUGCCCAGAAGUGAAGCCCCGGCCCGUGCCCGCCACCAGCCCUGCUGCUUCCUAACUUAUUGCCCGGGCAGUGCCCACCACGCACCCCUGGUGCUCGCCGCCUGGCGGCUGAGCCCCUAGCCUCGCUGUAGACUUCUGUCGCCCUUGGUAGAGUUUAUUUUUUUGAUGGCUAAGAUGUUGCUGA
Messenger RNA from Cynocephalus volans (Philippine flying lemur), 1380 nucleotides. It is a transcript of the gene CKB, whose product is annotated as creatine kinase B. The record is from RefSeq and is a predicted model, not a curated record. The coding region runs from base 65 to 1210 and encodes 381 amino acids. The transcript has 7 exons. Gene Ontology annotation, biological process: phosphocreatine biosynthetic process. Gene Ontology annotation, molecular function: creatine kinase activity. NCBI's taxonomy places the organism in Eukaryota, Metazoa, Chordata, Mammalia, Dermoptera, Cynocephalidae.